This is a messenger RNA of Lipotes vexillifer (Yangtze River dolphin), 1826 nucleotides long. RefSeq names its product transmembrane protein 167B (gene TMEM167B). The coding region runs from base 83 to 307 and encodes 74 amino acids. The transcript has 3 exons. Lineage: Eukaryota; Metazoa; Chordata; Mammalia; Artiodactyla; Lipotidae. The record is from RefSeq and is a predicted model, not a curated record.
CAAGCGGGAGCUGGGUUCCCCCGCCUUCGCUGCUAUCACCGCUGACCCCCGGACCCCAACUCCAGGCCCGGGCCCAGCCGCCAUGACGAACGUGUACUCCUUGGAUGGGAUUCUGGUGUUUGGUUUGCUCUUUGUUUGCACCUGUGCCUACUUCAAGAAAGUACCUCGUCUCAAAAGCUGGCUGCUCUCAGAGAAGAAGGGAGUUUGGGGUGUGUUUUACAAAGCUGCUGUGAUUGGAACUAGGCUGCAUGCUGCUGUAGCAAUCGCCUGCGUUGUAAUGGCCUUCUACGUCCUGUUUAUAAAAUGAAUUCCAAAGCAUCCAUUUCAUCAACUGCCAACCAAGGGGACAAAGGUGAAGAACCUGUCAGGAGCCUGGGCCCAGCGUAGGAGAGUUCAGCUAAAAUCAUCAAAGUCCCGAGGAUGACACCACAGCAUCUGCCCCUACCUUAUGUGGGGAAAACUCCUCGUGGUUACAAACAUUAUUUAUGCUUCAGGGGACUACAGAAAGCCAGCUUCCUUUGACCUGUGUGUAAAUCAGUCCUCAGCAGAGAGCAUAUAAUGUCCAGAUGAAUUACACCCCUCAGUGCUACGAUUACAUACCUCCUGCUUAAAAAUCUGUCACCUAUUUUGUGCUUCAGCCCCUCAUCAGGAACUUUUCACACUGAGGCUCAUUAGGGGAGGAUAUAAGCUGUAUUCAGACUUCUUGGAAGGAGAGAUAAUUUUCAAGACUUGACUUUUUUUUUUAGUGUUUGAUUUGGAUUUGGCAAAUUGCAGGGGGCUGGGAGGCUGGGGUGGGGAGGCUGGGUGGGAAAUAGGAGUUAAACAAUGCCAAGGAAUUUUUUGGCUUUGGAAAUUUAUCUUUCAUAUACCAGUCUGAGAACAUGAGAGAGAGGCAUGAUCCUCAUUGCAAAAAGGGAACAGACGAAAUAGCUGUGCUGUGUGCUGGUAGCCAGAGAGUUUUGCCAAGAGAAUCUGGGCCUACAUAAGAUUUGGAAAUUGUCUGUGAUGAGACCAGAAAGGAGUAACUUAGACAAGAAACAAUGUUCUAUUCACCAGUAUUCCCAAAAGGAAACUUCACCCCCUCAAAUGGUAUACUGAAACUGUUGCUAUUUUCCUGAAGCUUUUUAAAUAUUUUCUAAAUUACUGAGUGCUAAAUACUGUUACUCAGUUUUAAAUGCCACCACUAGGGGAAAGAGAAACUAUUGAAGAAAUAAUUUGCAGUUGGGGUAGAAGUAAAUAAAUCUAGUAUAUUAAUUCAUAUACUAGUAAAGUCAUCUAGAAUUUAUUGUGAUGUUAGAUGGAAGUUCUGUCAUGUUAACCAACAUACAGACUUAUUCUUUGUUUAAAUCCGGGUUAUGGCAAUUUUCAGUCGAUUACUUGUGUUUCUUGGCCCACUUUUAAUUUUCUUCAUAUUGUAGUAUUCUUUAGCUGUCUCUUGGAAAUUAUAAGAACAUGAGAAAUUUGAAUGAGAGAAGUUGAUGGCAUUCACAGGCAUGUUUGGACAGUUCAUAGAAUCCAUGAAUAAAAUGAGAGUGUUUUCUAAAGUAAAGGAAAGCAGAGGUUUGCAAUUGAGAUUGAUGGGCUUUUCCAUGGAGUAUGGGAACUCCUGAGCAAAUCAUUUUAGAUGACUCUACAUUUGAAGGGAAGACUUCUCCAUUCCCUCCUCCUUUUAUCUGCAAAAGGAUCAACUGUUGCAUUUAUGAAGCCUAGAACUUCUCUAUUAAAAAAAGAAAAAGAAUUAGUCUAAAAUUAAAUUAUUGUAAAGAUCAAGCAGAGACAUAGGUCUACCAGUGGAAUUAUUCACUAAAGUAAAACUUGACUGUGGA